Molecule: messenger RNA, 444 nt
Organism: Ordospora pajunii
Lineage: Eukaryota; Fungi; Microsporidia; Ordosporidae
Product: nucleoside-diphosphate kinase
Exons: 1
Coding region: 1-444 (147 amino acids)
Biological process (GO): GTP biosynthetic process; UTP biosynthetic process; CTP biosynthetic process
Molecular function (GO): nucleoside diphosphate kinase activity
Source: RefSeq, a predicted model, not a curated record
AUGGAGAGAACAUUUAUAAUGAUCAAGCCUGAUGGUGUCAAGCGUAGACUUAUUUCAAGUGUAAUUGAGCGCUUUGAGAAGAAGGGGCUUUACCUAACUGCCUGCAAGUGUAUGACUCCCAGCAGAGAGAUCCUGACCGAGCACUAUGGGCAUCUAUCGAAAAAGCCAUUUUUUGAAGACAUGGUGAAUGGGAUGAUGUCUGGAAUGGUUCUUGCAAUGGUAUGGAGCGGCGAUAAUGCAGUGUCGAUUGGAAGGAGUAUACUUGGGGAAACAAACCCACUGACAGCACCGAUGGGAACCAUUCGAGGCGAUUAUGGAAUUAGCAUUGAGAAGAACAUUGUGCACGGAUCUGACUCGGCUGAGAAUGCAGAGAAGGAAAUCAAGCUGUGGAUUGGAACUGAUGUCCAGGCUGUUGUUCCUUUUGAUAAAGAGUGGAUUUAUUAA